CGGUGAUCGUAGCCUCUGGUCGUAUGUGCUCGAGUUUGGGGCGCUGUUCGUUUUGAUCCCGCUCGCUCUAAUUUACGUCACCCACAAAGCUUGGGGUCGCGGCCAUGGCGGGAGAUCACCGUGGUUUUCCCGUUCUUUGCCUCUUCUUUUUCUGGAUCUUGACUCUACCCUCGAUUUCGCUUGCUUACAGGCCAGGAGAUAUCGUUCCGAUGGGCAAGGCGGGACAGUACCAUGGGUCAAGAACCGUCUGGCACGAUGUCAUUGGCCGCCACUGCCCUAUUUUUGCCGUCAAUCGGGAGGCGUUGAUUCCUAUACCAAAACCUGAUGGUUUCACUGGUGCCGAUCCUUACAAGAUAUCUUUUCAAGUUGGUCAUGAGAAAUUUUAUGUUCCAUGGCUUUUUGUUAUAAACCGAAAAAGCUCCGAAGUUCCAAUGAUUGAUUUCCAUUUGAGGUACUCUGGGAAUGAUUUGCAUGGUGUCAUGGCUAAAGUUGUGGAUAUGCCUCAUCAUUAUGUUGAGGUUCAUGAAGACAUUCGCAAGAACUUUUGGGAUCCAAAUCAUUGGCCCAAGCAUGUACUUGUCAGAUAUACAUGGGAGGAGCGCUCAGAGAUAGAUGUCUCAGGGGGAUUUUAUGUAAUGUUUGGAUCAGGUCUCCUUCUUUCCUUCAUUCUUGCAGUUUAUGUCUUGCAAUCAUCUCAAGACAAGCUUGCAAGGUUUGUGAGGGAGACUGUUGCAGAAGGCAGUAUCCCUGGAGGAGUGGCAAAGGUUGAAUGAUCUUCUGUUUCUGAGAAAAACUGUGGAUGUUGAUCAAUCUUUUCUGCAAAUCUCGAAAACCUCUUGAUUGUUGAAUGCUUGGAAUCACGUUGCAGAACUUAGAAGACAGGACAAUCAGAAUAGCAGCACAGCCAUUAUCAGACAAUUCAAUGAUCGCAUCUAUUACGGUGACAUUUUCAAAGACCAGCCAUGUACCAAACAGUUUUCUGAACAACAAUGUGAUGUUGUACCAUAGGUCAAUACCAAUGCUGAGUUGCUAACAAAGACUCAAGCUUGUGGAUUGGAGGGUCAAUUUUUUUUUCUGAUUUUCUUUUGAUCAAGAAUGGAUAUUCUCUUUAAAUAAAUGCAACCAAGGGAAGAACUAUCAGGUCAAAA
Messenger RNA from Phoenix dactylifera (date palm), 1148 nucleotides. RefSeq lists its product as uncharacterized. The record is from RefSeq and is a predicted model, not a curated record. NCBI's taxonomy places the organism in Eukaryota, Viridiplantae, Streptophyta, Magnoliopsida, Arecales, Arecaceae.